CUCUCCUCUCCCGUCCCGUGAUGCCUCGCGCCGCGAGUGGAACAGGCGCAAGAUGGCGGCUGAGCGGCAGGUGGUCAGCGGCGGUAGCGGCCGUGGAGGUGGUGGAAGCGGCGGCGGCAACAGCAGCGGAGGCUCCGCGGCGGGCCUAGAGGAGAACAAGGAGAAUGAGAAGCCGAAACCGGGCGGCCUUGGCGAUAGCCUGGGCCUGGAAAUCCUUCAGAUUGUUAAGGAAUCGCAACAGCAACAUGGGUUACGGCAUGGUGAUUUUCAGAGAUACAGAGGUUACUGCUCCCGACGACUAAGAAGACUCAGAAAAACUCUUAACUUCAAGAUGGGAAAUAGGCACAAGUUCACAGGCAAGAAAGUAACAGAAGAACUGUUAUCCGACAACAGAUACUUGCUCUUGAUUCUGAUGGAUGCUGAGAGAGCCUGGAGUUAUGCUAUGCAGCUUAAGCAGGAAGCCAACACAGAACCUCGCAAACGAUUCCACUUGUUAUCUCGCCUGCGCAAAGCAGUAAAACAUGCUGAGGAGCUGGAGCGCCUGUGUGAAAGCAACCGCGUGGAUGCCAAGACCAAGCUGGAAGCUCAGGCAUAUACAGCAUACCUCACAGGUAUGCUCCGCUUUGAGCGCCAGGAAUGGAAAGCAGCAAUGGAGGCAUUCAACAAAUGCAAAACCAUAUAUGAAAAGCUGGCUAGUGCUUUCACGGAUGAGCAGGCUAUACUAUAUAAUCAGCGAGUGGAGGAGAUCUCCCCAAAUAUUCGUUAUUGUGCUUAUAAUAUUGGUGACCAGUCUGCUAUUAGUGAGCUAAUGCAAAUGAGACUGAGAUCUGGAGGCACUGAGGGGCUUCUUGCUGAAAAACUUGAGUCAUUAAUCACCCAAACCCGAGCAAAGCAGGCAGCCACUAUGAGUGAGGUAGAAUGGAGGGGAAGAACAGUGCCAGUGAAGAUAGACAAAGUGAGGAUCUUCCUGCUGGGGAUGGCUGAUACUGAAGCAGCUAUUGCUCAGGCAGAGGAAGAAGAAACUAAAGAACGGCUGUUUGAAUCCUUGCUGAGUGAGUGUCGUGAUGCAAUACAAGCUGUUCGUGAAGAACUGAAACCAGAUCAGAAGCAGCGGGAACACUCUUCAGAAGUGGAUUCUGGAAAGGUUACUAAUAUCCAGUACCUGCACAGUUACCUGACAUACAUCAAGCUGUCCACAGCCAUCAAGCGCAAUGAGAGUAUGGCAAAGGCAUUGCAGAAGGCGCUGCUUCAGCAGCAGCAGCCCGAGGAAGAUGGCAAGCGUACAGCUCGGCCUCAGGAUUUGAUACGCCUUUAUGACAUCAUCUUGCAGAAUCUGGCAGAGUUGCCACAACUUCCUGGUCUGGAAGAAGAUAAAGGCUACCUAAAGGAAAUUGGGAUAAAGACACUGGUGUAUAAAGCUUACAGGUGUUUUUUCAUUGCACAGUCAUAUGUUCUAGUGAAGAAGUGGAGUGAAGCCCUUGUUUUGUAUGAUCGAGUUCUGAAAUAUGCCAACGAAGUCCAGGCCCAAGCUGGAACUUAUAAGAACAGCUUAAAGGAGCUGCCUGAUGUCCAAGAGCUGAUCACUCAAGUGAAUGCAGAAAAAUACUCCUUGCAAGCAGCUGCCAUAUUAGAUGCAGGUGACAACCAUGAGAUUGAAUCACCAUCCCAGGUCAAGGAUGGCAAGCCACUUUCUGAACGGUUUGAGACUUUCUGCCUGGAUCCUUCUCUUGUCAGCAAGCAAGCCAGUCUGGUGCAUUUCCCGCCAGAAUUCCAACCGAUACCAUGCAAGCCUUUGUUCUUUGACCUGGCUCUCAACCAUGUUACUUUACCACCCCUGGAGGACAAAGUGGAGCAGAAAGCAAAGAGUGGUCUCACAGGAUAUAUCAAGGGCAUCUUUGGAUUCCGGAGUUAACCGGGGCCAUUCUCAAGAAGAGCGCUUUUCUUCCUGUGUUUUGGGAUGGCUCCAGCAGGUUCAGACCUUAACUACUUAUGUCUAAAAUCUGUAUGGGAGGUCUUUAAUAACUUCCCACUAUUCUCUUUGUUUGCACACCUGUUUUAUUAGAAACUUUCCACCCUGAGAACAUGCAUUAUGUGGUCUGUCUCCCAACAUUUGAAACUGAAGGAAAGAGCUGGAGUCUCAAAUCACAUUUAUCAAUCAGUUCAGGCAGGAAUAAUGCCCACUUCGUGUGGGCUAGGCAUAUCAUUUUGUUUUACAGCUGAUAUGGUACUUUUAAUUUUUAAAAAGCUAACCCAGCCCUCUGGACAGUACAGAACAGAGGGGAACCAAAGGCACAUAUAUGUCUUCAGAUUUGGACUGUCUAAGCAAAGUAUGCAAAAACCCACAGCUGGCUAGAUAAAGUAAAAAUGAGAUUGUUUAAGAAUACACUUUAAAGCGUAUUGUAUAGUCUUUCCACAUUGAGGCACCACUUCUCAGAACAGAGGAAUAUGUUUCUCAGAGGGUCUUUCUUAGAACCUAAAAAGUCUUUCGGCUUCAGAAAGAACAAGCUACUAUCAUUUUAUAUCUUGAAAAACUCCUGACACUUCUUCAGUUUCCCUCUUCAACUUAGUUGAAAGUGGUAAAUUGGGAGGGUGGCUUUGUUGCUUAUUCUGUCUUUUACCUCCUUUCUGACAUUAUAUUUCGUUGUUUUAGGGAUUCCACUAGUGAAGAAUCAAAAGUGGAGCCAAUGAAAUCUUAAGCAAUAAAGAUCUCUAGCCAUGUGUUCAUGGUGCAUUUUUUGUGAGAGCAUUUAUCUGUGCUGUGGGAAUCCAAGUAUCUUUAUGUCAAUAUCAUUCCCCCACCCCCACCCCCAAAAAAUGCAUAGGCACAAUUAUUCUAAAUAUUUGUGAGCCUGAAUUGUAUAUUUGACUUUUUUGCAAGCUAUAUUACUGGUCUUAGGUAGUCUGAAAUAUUAGUUUGAGAUGAGAGUCCUUAGCCAUAUUUUCGUGUUUAUAUUUUGUCAUACUGUGCUCCAGUUUAGCUCUGUUUCUUCAUGGCAUUGUUGGAAACAGUUUUGAAACUGGAUUGUUCAGUUAUAGAAAUACUCAACAAAAACUGCUUUUCAGCCGCUCAGCAAGCUGCAGAGAAUUAAAAUUUUCAGAUUAAAGAUAAAUUGGGUUUAAUUAUACCAAUGUUAUUGGAUUUAUGUACCAUAUGAAAAGAGUGCCCCACCUGUUUUAAAGAAAUGGUCUUUCUGAUCUGUCUAUGGGAAGGGGGUUUUAUAGGGGGGGAAAACCUAUUGCAAAAGAAAAAGGAAGUAAUAUUUUUAAUUUUAUCAAGAGAUGAAAUUUCACAUUGAGAUGCAGUAGUAAGCCAAUGAUUUGUUAGUUCUAUUGAAGGUUAAAUGGAAAUGAGAUCUUUUGUCAAGUGACUGGGUCCAAUCUCCUUUCUGGGGAUGUGCCUAUCAGUGUUUCGUUGAUUGUACUUUGCUUCAAGCUCUGCUGUCGUCCUUUUUUCAGAUCUGAAUUAAAUCUGAGAACUCUGCUCCUCUUACAGAUGUAGCCAAACUUUCUUUUUGUUUGCGUUCUACCCCACACCUGUGGGCAACUGGACACAUUCCACUCCCUCUGCUUUUGUCCUUGUUUGCUGUCACAAAUGGCGACUACUUCCUUUGUGAAACAUGCUAUGGAACAAAGCAUGUUGGUCAGACAGAAGUGAAAUCCUGAAACAAUAAAGGACUUAUUCCUUCUUUCUAAAA
Messenger RNA from Podarcis muralis (Common wall lizard), 3695 nucleotides. It is a transcript of the gene SRP68, whose product is annotated as signal recognition particle 68. NCBI's taxonomy places the organism in Eukaryota, Metazoa, Chordata, Lepidosauria, Squamata, Lacertidae. The record is from RefSeq and is a predicted model, not a curated record. Gene Ontology annotation, cellular component: signal recognition particle, endoplasmic reticulum targeting. Gene Ontology annotation, biological process: SRP-dependent cotranslational protein targeting to membrane. Gene Ontology annotation, molecular function: 7S RNA binding; signal recognition particle binding; endoplasmic reticulum signal sequence receptor activity.